Merops nubicus (carmine bee-eater) is the source of this 835-nucleotide messenger RNA. It is a transcript of the gene NKIRAS1, whose product is annotated as NFKB inhibitor interacting Ras-like 1. Gene Ontology annotation, molecular function: GTPase activity; GTP binding. NCBI's taxonomy places the organism in Eukaryota, Metazoa, Chordata, Aves, Coraciiformes, Meropidae. Gene Ontology annotation, biological process: canonical NF-kappaB signal transduction. The transcript is spliced from 3 exons. The coding region runs from base 80 to 655 and encodes 191 amino acids. The record is from RefSeq and is a predicted model, not a curated record.
GUGCCCAGGUCUGCCACCAUGCCCAGCUAACGCUCCUGCCUCUGCAUAGGGCUUGCCGCCUGACCUGCCCUUGGGGAAGAUGGGAAAGGGCUACAAGGUGGUGGUCUGUGGAAUGGCCUCGGUGGGGAAGACUGCGAUUUUGGAGCAGCUUCUCUAUGGAAAGCAUACUGUUGGCAUAGAAGAAGGUGCCACAAUGGAAGAUGUGUAUUUGGCGUCGGUGGAGACAGAUCGAGGCGUGAAGGAACAGUUGAGGCUUUAUGACACCAGGGGUCUGCAGGAGGGCGUAGAAUUGCCAAAACACUAUUUCUCUGUCACUGAUGGCUUCGUUCUUGUGUAUGCUGUGACGAGCCUCGAAUCUUUCCAAAGAGUCGAACUGCUCAAAAAGGAGAUCGACAUCUUUAGAGACAAAAAGGAGGUAACAGUUGUUGUCCUGGGAAACAAAACUGACCUCUUGGACCAAAGGGAAGUGGAAACAGAAGCAGCACAGCAAUGGGCAAGGGCUGAGAAAGUGAGACUGUGGGAAGUGACUGUGACAGAUCGGAAAACACUGCUUGAGCCCUUCACCUUCCUAGCUAACAAACUCUCCCAGUCCCAGAACAAAUCAACGUUUCCUUUGCCUGGAAGGAAAAGCAAAGGGAAUAACUGUGAUAACUAAGCUACCUUAGCAUUGUCCGCUGCUGCCAAGUCACAGCCUAAGUCCUUUCUGUGCCAUUUGCUUCUUGCAGUUUCACUUAAAGCAAUAAUCUCAUUCAGCAAUAAAAUCAGCAAGCUCAUGGCUAAGAGGUAUCCUUCCUUCUCAUACUUGGCUUGAUAAAGUCACUGGUGGUAAACGCCU